Cordyceps fumosorosea ARSEF 2679 is the source of this 3387-nucleotide messenger RNA. Its product is annotated as DNA repair protein, Rev1. Gene Ontology annotation, cellular component: nucleus. Bases 1 to 3387 code for a protein of 1128 amino acids. Gene Ontology annotation, molecular function: DNA-directed DNA polymerase activity; deoxycytidyl transferase activity; damaged DNA binding. The transcript has 2 exons. Gene Ontology annotation, biological process: error-prone translesion synthesis; error-free translesion synthesis. The record is from RefSeq and is a predicted model, not a curated record. Lineage: Eukaryota; Fungi; Ascomycota; Sordariomycetes; Hypocreales; Cordycipitaceae.
AUGGGCAGCGUUCUGGAAAAGAACUCCUCCAGUGUCAGGAAGCGCAUUGAGAACCAUACCUUUGAAGAUGAAAAUGGAGAAGAAUAUGAGGGCAGCAAGUUCAACGGCUUCGGAGACUACUUCCGUCGCAAGAAGAUUAAGCUCCAGAACAAGGAUGCGGAGAUGAGAUCAACCUCGGACAAGCCGCAGAUAUUCAAGGGCAUUGUUGCGCAUGUCACUGGCUAUACGCAGCCUCCCCUGCAUGUUCUUCAUCGCGACAUUGUUCAACAUGGCGGUGGGUUCCUACAGUACCUAGAUUCCAAGACUAUGGCAACGCACAUCAUCGCCUCUACGCUGCCACCAAAGAAAAGCGUUGACUAUAGUCGCUAUCGAAUUGUGAAGCCGGCAUGGAUCACAGAGUCCAUUGCAGCCGGCAAGCUGUUGCCGUGGAGCGACUAUCGCGUGCUUGACGAAGGAUCCCGUCAAAAAGUCCUCAGGUUUGAUGGCUCCAAGGGCCUUUCUCAAGCCAGCCCUACGCCGAGACGGGGAUAUCGAGAACAGACCGACAACAGCUUCUAUACGUCUCAACUACAAGCAUCAGGCCCUGUUACUGAAGCAUGGAGCCAGGCAGUCGAGCAAUUGCAGACACCAAGCCGGUCCGUUUCCAGUGAGGCAAAGUCUGCCGACGGAGACCUGUCAAGCGCGAUGAAGUCAACAGAUUAUGCGACACCGUCAACAGAAGUUGCCAUUACGGACUUACCGGAGUUGCCACCAGAAACGGACACGCCGACCAAGGCCGCUCUUCCACAAAAGGAUUCUUCUGCACAUGCCAAAGCGCCCAGGGAAUUCUCCACGGACAUGACUCCAGAAGAGCACAAUGCCUGGCUCCUCUCGGAUCCCCGCCUGCGUGAAUCGUCUUGCGCCAAUCCAAAUUUCUUGACCAAAUUUUAUGCCGAAAGUCGAUUACACCACCUCUCAACCUGGAAAGCCGAGCUCAAGUCGUCCAUGCAACGUCUUGCCGCAGAAAAGGGUCUAUCCGAAAAGAAGUUCAAGACACGCCCUGGGGCAAGACGCUACAUCAUGCACGUCGACUUUGACAGCUUUUUCUGCGCAGUGUCAUUGAAAAAGUUUCCUGACUACAUCGACAAGCCUGUCGCUGUGGCGCACGGCACAGGAAAUGGCUCCGAAAUUGCAAGUUGCAACUAUCCUGCCAGAAGCUUCGACGUGAAGAACGGCAUGUGGAUGAAGCGCGCAUUAGAGCUAUGCCCUGAUCUCAAGGUUUUACCAUACGACUUUCCAGCAUACGAAGCGGCAAGCAGGGCCUUUUAUGAGGCCAUCAUGACGGUUGGAGGAGUGGUACAAAGCGUCAGUAUCGACGAAGCUCUUAUCGACGCGACGGCUAUCGUACAUCAUGCUGCUGGCUCACAAGGCGUUGGGGUGGAGGAAGGCAGUGUUUGGAGAGAGCAAGAAAAGGUUGAAGCUAUCGCCACUGACCUGCGACAGAGAAUCAAGGAGCUGACGGGAUGCAACGUGUCGGUGGGCAUCGGUGGCAAUAUCCUGCAAGCCAAGGUAGCCUUGCGAAAAGCCAAACCUGCGGGGCAGUUCCAGUUGAAACCAGAAGAAGUUCUCAAUUACAUUGGUGAGCUCAAGGUUGAGCAGCUGCCCGGGGUUUCAUACAGUAUCGGAGGUAAGCUCGAAGAAUUGGGCAUCCGGUUCGUGAAAGACUUGCGCGAACUGUCCAAAGAGAGACUCACGUCAGUUCUUGGUCCCAAAACUGGGGAGAAACUCGCCGAGUUUGCUCGCGGCAUCGAUAAGACUGAAGUCGGCGGCCAGCCCCCUCGGAAGUCGGUCUCAGCUGAAGUGAGCUGGGGCAUUCGUUUCGUCACGCAACAAGAGGCUGAAGAUUUCGUCCUCAAUUUGUGUAAAGAGCUGGAGCGACGUCUUUUGAAUGAACAAGUCAAAGGACGCCAUCUUACAGUCAAAAUCAUGCGCCGCUCGCUCGAUGCGCCGCUCGACCCUGCCAAGCACCUUGGCCAUGGCAAGUGCGAUACGUUCAACAAGAGCGUUCCUUUCGGAGUCGGAACACACAACGCUGAGUCUGUCGGCAAGGAAGCCAUAGCGGUCUUGAGAUCGUACAGGUUCAGCCCUGGUGAUUUGCGUGGGCUUGGUCUACAGAUGACCAAGCUGGAGCCAAUCAAGCAAGGUAUUGCAGCCUCCGAUGGCAGCCAAAAGAGGCUGGAGUUCACCUUUGUCAAUCCAACAUCAGCAAAGAGGAGCAGCGGCGCUGAAUCGAUUGAAGACCCUGAUUCCCUUCAGCGACCGAAGUUUGUGGAGAGAUCUAGUUCUAAGGAUGACCCCAUCACGGACGGUCCUUUAACGCCAAGGAAACCGAGGGUGCAUCCCGCAAUGGCGCUGGCCAAAGGAAGGGAAGAUGACAUCAAGGCAAACACGCCGCUCAACGUCGCAGGUACCCAGUUUCUGAUACCAAGCAACAUUGACCCAGCUGUGAUGGACGAAUUGCCAAACGACAUUCGCAGUAAACUGAUGGGGCAGAAAUCCAAGGCAUUUAGCCCAGACGUGGAUACACAGCCCAAGUCGCGCUCUGAAAGUCCAGCAGCCAUGGACUUUUUGCCUUCACAGGUGGAUGCUGAAGUUUUCAACGCGCUCCCGGAAGAUAUGAAAGCAGAAGUGUUAGCUCAGUAUGGCCGUAAACCAGCGGCUCGGCCAUCCCCUAGGAAAAAUACCCAAGUAGCGAGGAAUCCAUCCACCCCUACGAAGCGAGGCGGGAUCAGGGGCAUGAUGAGCAAGGCGCAGAGGGAACGUGAUGCACGCGCUGGUGUGGUUCAGACCAGUUUUGUGACAGGACACCCUAUCGGCAAUGGUUUUACGGACGAAUUGGGGGAGCUGGACCCCGAGUUCCUGGCCGAAUUGCCCGAAGAUGUGCGAAGAGAAGUCAUGGCAGACCACAAACGCCAGAAGCUGGCGCAACGAUCCGGGCUUGACGCGGCAUCGCGCCGGCCAGCCCACACAGAAGCGUCCGGCAGCGGACUACUCCCUGGUCGUCAGAGGCGCAUAGAGUUCCCCGCGCGGCCGCCCAAGGUUUCGUUUUCCAGCACCGGCGUGAGCUCCACGGCGGAGAUGAAGGACUUGCUCGACGCCUGGCACGCGGACACGCGCAGCGACGGCCCGCAUCGGGGCGACGUGGAGGUAUUCGAGAGGUACCUAGCACGGGUGGUGGGCGAGGAGCGCGAUAUGGACAAGGCGGCGACGCUCGUCCGGUGGCUGGACGUGCUGGUGGAACAGGACGGCGACGGGGGCUCUGGCCGAGCGGCGUGGCGGAAGAGCAUGGAGGGGAUCAAGGAGGCACUGCAGGAAGCGCUGCGGAAGCGUGGUCUCGGGCCCGUGUAA